AUGGAGGUGAAGGAGACACAAGAUAUGGUUGAAAUGGAGAUGGCGAGACACAAGCCUAUGUGUUAUUACAUCAUGAACAAUGGUUGUGUGGAGGAGCAAAACGCUUUCUUCGAAAGGCCAAAUGAGUCUAUGAAAAGCCAUUUGAAACCUCUAUUUAUCAGAGGCAAAGUAGGAAAUGUGGGGGUAAAUAAGAUCCUAGUUGAUGGUGGAGUGGUAGUGAACUUGAUGUUGCAUUACAUGCUAAAAAGGUUCGAUAAGGAUGGCACCAACACAAGGCCCCACAACAUGGUUCUCUCAAACUAUGAAGGGAAAGUCGGAACUACAACGGGGGUGAUACAAGUUGACCUCACUGUCGGCAUAAUAACAAGGCCGACAAUGUUCAUGGUGAUAGCAUCAAAAGCCAAUUACAAUCUGUUGCUAGGUAGGGAAUGGAUUCAUGGCAUAUGUACAGUCCCUUCUUAG
Messenger RNA from Lathyrus oleraceus (garden pea), 462 nucleotides. RefSeq lists its product as uncharacterized. The record is from RefSeq and is a predicted model, not a curated record. Bases 1 to 462 code for a protein of 153 amino acids. The transcript has a single exon. Lineage: Eukaryota; Viridiplantae; Streptophyta; Magnoliopsida; Fabales; Fabaceae.